CUGACCUGUGCGGACGUUGGCGUGUCGCAAUUCUCUCACCUCCAUUUGACGAGCAUGGCUUCACGUUGGAUGUAAUUCACCCUCGCACAGCAUGAGAAAUGCCACACAGAGCAGCCACACUAUUAUAUGGGAAAGUGUACUUUAAGCUAACAGCAGCUAAAACCUCACUUUCCUGAGAACUAAACUUGGGUGUAUCCCCUAAGGACUAAAUAAAAAGCAGGGACGAGGCCGGCUUCAACGGUUGAGGAAUUAAGCGUGACGAGAUGACGGCAAACGAAUGAAUGGGAAUGAAUGAAUGAAUAAAUGAAUGAAUGGGUGAAUGGGUGAAUGGGUGAAACAUGCCGUCGACACUCGCGUGUUCCGCCACCAACACCAACACCAACACCAACACCUAUACGCACGCUUUUCUCGGCGGCUUCCAGCUUCUCGGCGGCUUCUCAGCUUCUGCAUUAUCAACUUACCCUCUCGCAUGGCUUUGGCCUUGCACAUCGCCCCCCACAAAUGCCUAUUGGCAGAACGUCCGGCCUGGCCCGGUCUGGCCGCGGCGGCUCCGCAAAGCGCAGCGUCGAGGCGUCAUCUCGACUCCGGCCCAGCCCAUGUAUUAUUUGUCGCCCGCCGGUGAAGGGUAAAGGUAAAAAGAAGGAGAAAACGGGCAAGGAUUCGCAGGAUUCGCAGGCGGCAAAAGAGGCGAAAGCUGGGCGUCUUUGUGCAUGUCCUCGUUGCUCCAUCGCCCAGCCUCGCCCGGUUGUGAGUUUGCGAGUCUGGCUGGAAUGCUCGUCCAUAGCCCGGUGCAUUCCUCCCGCGGGCGACGCCCAACUCUGCUCCCAUGUCCGGUCCUCUCGUCAGGCCUGAUAAAUCACCUCACGGCAACGGUUGCUGCGCUGGGCCACAUACGUAGCUCUGUUCCAGCCCGCCUGGUGGUUUCGUGUCUCGCCGGUUGCUGGUGUUUUGUUGUUGUCCAUCGCCCGCCGCCGCCAGAGCCGUUUACUUCGACCUCGGAUUCCCACUCGGCCAUCCUCGUCCUUGUCGGCCGCGGUC
This is a messenger RNA of Ilyonectria robusta, 1038 nucleotides long. RefSeq lists its product as uncharacterized. The coding region runs from base 328 to 852 and encodes 174 amino acids. Lineage: Eukaryota; Fungi; Ascomycota; Sordariomycetes; Hypocreales; Nectriaceae. The record is from RefSeq and is a predicted model, not a curated record. The transcript has a single exon.